This is a messenger RNA of Armigeres subalbatus, 1118 nucleotides long. RefSeq lists its product as uncharacterized. The record is from RefSeq and is a predicted model, not a curated record. NCBI's taxonomy places the organism in Eukaryota, Metazoa, Arthropoda, Insecta, Diptera, Culicidae. The transcript is spliced from 4 exons. Bases 88 to 1038 code for a protein of 316 amino acids.
GUCGUUUCCAUUUUCAAGUUCAGUUGUACGAUUGUCGUGGAGUGUUUUGUUUGAAUAAUUCCAAGGAGUUGCACCGGGAUCAACAUAAUGGCCAACAUUAGAAAGAUGUAUGCCUCUCGCGCUUGCAUUUUGGCCAAAGCCGCCAAUGCCAACAAUGCUCGCUGCUACUGCAGUGGAUACAACUGGAUGCCAUGGUCUGCCCACCAGGGAAUACCACCAGCCGGAGUUUACGCCGGUAACGAUCAGGAUGGUUCGCCUAUCUACAUCGGACGCGCCUUUCACGAAGGAGAUCAACUCCCAGCGAAAGUAAUCCCCAGUAAGCAAGCAGCUUACGUGUCACAUAAUGGGGUGGAGAUUUACAAGUCGAACUUUGAGGUUCUCAGUGGAACGGGAUUCACUUGGGUACAUAGCGGCAAUGGUCACGUACCCAACGGUGCAGUACUUUGUGGAAACACUGUUUCCGGUGAACCACUUUACAUUGGGCGCACUCAUCAUGAAGGGAGCCUUACUCCCGGCAAAAUUCAUCGUAGUCAUGGAUGCCUUUACAUUCCAUUCGGAGGAGCAGAACAAAGCUUUCUGAACUAUGAAGUGCUCAUUGGACAACAAAGAUCAAACUGGACGCACUGUUCCGCCGGAGCUCCGGUUCCACCAGGAGCCAUUCUUGCAGGACACGACACAGACACAUCACCUAUCUACGUAGGCCGUGCCUACCAUGAAGGAGACCAACUUCCGGCCAAAGUAAUUCCAAGCAAACAAAUUGCCUACGUCUGCCACAACGGACAGGAAAUACCAAAGCACGGCUUUGAAGUACUGUGCAACGGUAAUGUUAAUUGGGUACCUUCCGGAUUUGGAAGUGUUCCUCCGAAUGCAGUUUUCGGAGGGCGAACUUCGACGGGAGAAACACUCUACAUUGGACGUGCCCACUAUAUGGGCAGUUUAACUCCAGGAAAGGUGCAUCCGAGCCACCAAACGUUGUAUAUUCCAUUUGGAGGAAGUGAGGUAGCAAUUAAGAACUACGAAGUAUUGAUUGAAAACUGAAAGUAUUAUUUUAAAAUUAUAAACCCGCUGACUUUGUAUAAUAUUUAUCGAUUUGUACGAAUAAAUAUUAAAAAUCACAA